UAACUUUUAAUCACACUACUGUUACUUUAUUGGGGGGAAUGUUCUUGACAACGUUAGCUAGAGUUACCAGCUAAGCUUUGACUUAACGUUUGUACUUGUCAUCUACCUUGUCUUUUCUCUAUUUGGGUGUUCGUGUGCUAUUAUUCCGGUUUGAAAUCGGGCUAUAAUAUGCUGAAGACUACAUAUUUAUGUAUUUAUUUACUGGCACAAUAUAAACAGAUCAAAAGGUAACAUUGUAAAAAAAAAAAACAAGAAAAACAUGGAAGCAAGAAAUUAGUUAUGAGAAAUAAGUGCAGGUGAGUAAAGAAACCCAAAAAGGCUUAUGCAAGGUUCUCACCUAAAGCAGUAAAUUAACAAACACAUUUAAACAUAGUAUAUAGAAACAAUAAGAUAACAAGUAGGGCAGCACGGUGGCGCAGGGGUUAGUGCAUGUGCCUCACAAUACGAAGGUCCUGAUUGAUUGAUUGAUUGAUUGAAACUUUUAUUUGUAGAUUGCACAGUUCAGUACAUAUUCCGUACAAUUGACCACUAAAUGGUAACACCCGAAUACGUUUUUCUACUUGUUUAAGUCGGGGUCCACGUUAAUCAAUUCAUGGUAAAGGACUGAGUAGUCCUGAGUUCAAUCCCGGGCUCGGGAUCUUUCUGUGUGGAGUUUGCAUGUUCUCCCCGUGACUGCGUGGGUUCCCCUCCGGGUACUGCGGCUUCCUCCCACCUCCAAAGACAUUCACCUGGGGAUAGGUUGAUUGGCAACACUAAAUUGGCCCUAGUGUGUGAAUGUUGUCUGUCUAUCUGUGUUGGCCCUGUGAUGAGGUGGCGACUUGUCCAGGGUGUACCCCACCUUCCGCCCACGUGCAGCUGAGAUAGGCUCCAACAACCCCCACGACCCCAAAAGGGACAAGCGGUAGAAAAUGGAUGGAAGAUAACAAGUAGACUACCUUGUGUGGAUUGAGUCUAAGUGGGUGGAUGCUGCUGUGACAGGCCUCACAGGAGACAAGAUGAUGUUGCCAGAUGCUGAUGCAGAGGCGGUUGUGUCAGGUGGCAAAGGGAAGGGGAAGAGAACCAAAACCCUAUCAUUUGAUGACUGUGUGUGUCCGGUGUGCUUGGAGAUGUUUUUGGAGCCUGUGACGCUGCCCUGCACACACACGUUCUGCAAGGUCUGUUUCUUGGAGUCGGUGGACAAAAGCACGCUGUGCUGCCCCCUUUGCAGGAAGAGGGUCUCCACGUGGGCCCGACAGAACAACAAGAACAAGACGCUGGUCAACGAGCAGCUGUGGAGGCAAAUUCAGAUCAGCUUCCCCCAGCACUGUCAGCGUCGCCUCUGCGGGCAGGACGCCAUCACCGAGGACGAAGUGGGAGUGUUUUUCCCCAGGGUCAGUCAGCCUGGAGAGCUGAGACAAGAAUAUCAGGAGCAGGUCACCAAACUGACAGAGGAAAAGCGAGAGCUGGACGAGGAGGAGCAACGGGCCAGCGAGGAGUACAUCCAGAGACUCCUGGCCGAGGAGGAGCAGCUGCUGAAGGACGAGAGGAGGAGGCGAGAGGAGGACGAGCGACUGGCCAAAGUGCUCAGCAAAGAACUGAACGCUGCUUCCGUCUCCCAGGACAACCGGCAUCCUGACAUCACUCCAGCCAAGAAGAAAGUCAACGUAGGACAAAUAGAAAAGUACUUGUAUCGUCUUCCGUCUAAAUCCAACAAGGAGAACAUCCUCCUCUCCGAGGACAUGCGUCUCCCUCAGCUGGACUUCUACGGGCCUCCUUCAGCGGACCAGUCAGAAGUUGCGUGCGUCAGUCCACUCUCUGCGUUUUCCCUAGCGGAGGGGGAGGGGCGCGAUAGGAGCCUCGCCAGCGGAGGGGGAGGACUCCCUCAGGUGGACUUCUACGGGCCUCCUUCAGCGGACCAAUCAGAAGUUGCGUGCGUCAGUCCACUCUCUGCGUUUUCCUUAGUGGAGGGGGAGGGGCGCGAUAGGAGCCUCGCCAGCGGAGACGAAGGACCCUCCUCGGUAAAGAGGAAGAGCUCUGAGCUGGAACAGGAGCCGGAGGAGACCUACAUCAAGCGAGGGCGAGGUCACUGGCUCCCCCUUUCCUCCUCCUCCUCCUACUCUUCCUCGCCAGAAACCGGAACGACUGUGCUGCGGGGGCUGGUUGAAUUGGAGGCGGAGCUUCAGAGCCGGCGGCGUCAGGAGGAGGAGGACCGGCAGAUGGCGCUGCUCCUGCAGCAGGAGCUCAACCAGGAGGAGAUGCAGCGACACACUGACAGGCGCAAAGGAUCUGCCGACGCCUACCCGCUACGACGUAAAAGCCUCGCCCACAGGGCCUCCAGGACUACAAAGACCUCCCCCCCAGCCACCGCCAGCUCUUUUGCUGAGUCCUCUCUGGACUCAUCCAGCCCCUCCUCCUCCUCCUCUUCCUCCUCCUCCAGCAGAGGGAGCAAGCAGACCACCCUAACGGACUUGUACCCCAACUUGGGCACCUGAACCCCCCAAACUCUGACUCACUGUUCCCCGACUUCCUGCCCUCAGUCUUGUUUCAGUAAUAAAAAACAUUUCCACACACCUUAAAACAAAACACUCACGCUCAGUCAGCUCCAGGAGACCAGGACUUAGUCAGGACUGUUUCUCUGCACAGGUGCUUCCUUUUCUAACGUUUAAAUUGGUGAAACAAGCUUAAAAGGCGUUGCUAUAUUUUUUCAUUUUUACAAAAAUAGAAAGUUGCCUUCUGUUUGCUGUUUUCAGAUAUUUGCUGCUCAGUAAAUUCAGAUUUCUUAAAUUUUAUAGACAAAAUGAGUCAAUGCAUUGAAACACAAGACUCUGCAGGACAUUUGUCUCUGAGAGCAUUGUCCGGAUCAUUUUAUCGGAAUACUCUGUACAUCAAACGCCUUAUUUUUGCCUUCAUUGUAGUGGAGGACUGUAAAGAUCCAAGAUGGACUGUUUGAACACGGAUUACAUGAGCUAGUUUAGUUUAUGCUGCUGACGAGGUUCCUCUGUUCUGGCCAUCAAGCUGGAGCAGUUGUGUGUGGAGUGUGACAUCACUUCCUGUUUGGCUGCAGAUUCUUUGUCUUUUAUAAGAAAU
Molecule: messenger RNA, 3066 nt
Organism: Entelurus aequoreus (snake pipefish)
Lineage: Eukaryota; Metazoa; Chordata; Actinopteri; Syngnathiformes; Syngnathidae
Gene: rnf168
Product: ring finger protein 168
Exons: 8
Coding region: 996-2471 (491 amino acids)
Biological process (GO): protein ubiquitination; double-strand break repair
Cellular component (GO): nucleus; site of double-strand break
Molecular function (GO): ubiquitin-protein transferase activity; nucleosome binding
Source: RefSeq, a predicted model, not a curated record